AUGGGGAAAUUUCGUCGUGCGCGUGUGAGGAUAUUGAGCAAAUUGAUGACGCCUGAACAGUUGGCUGUGCGUCAAGGGUAUUCCAUGUUUCGUGCCGAGCAACAUGGGCAAUGUCAAUCGUCCGACGUAGUUGCUCCGCGGCUUGUCGUAGAACAUUCAAACGAGCAGGCUUCGCAGCAACUGGAGCCAGAGCGAAUUAUAAGGGAGUUCGAUGAAGGCAGGUUUAGUAACGAAACAAUCGCCGCAGAAGAAAGGAGCGGAAGAAGCCGAAGCAAAGAUGACUUGGUACUGCUCAUGGCACUCGAUUUUGUGCUUAGAGAUGCAUCGGUGCGUGAACGACGGCAGCAGUCAUAUGUAAUUAAAGCGUUAACGGGGGAAGAUGUGGAUUUGCUAGCCGCUGAAAAUUAUUUGGAAAAAACAAUACGACUGCAAAACUUCGACGCAUGCACUCGCGAACAAGGCCAAUUUUGUUGCAGGCAUAUCUCGCAGCUGCUGGAGGUUAGGGAACGAAAAAUGGCAACAACGAUGACUGCGGUUAUGCUAAAAAAUUUAUGGUGA
This is a messenger RNA of Gongylonema pulchrum, 558 nucleotides long. The record is from the annotation of a GenBank genome assembly. NCBI's taxonomy places the organism in Eukaryota, Metazoa, Nematoda, Chromadorea, Rhabditida, Gongylonematidae.